Messenger RNA from Lineus longissimus, 4072 nucleotides. Its product is annotated as melanotransferrin-like. The transcript has 13 exons. Bases 108 to 2396 code for a protein of 762 amino acids. Gene Ontology annotation, cellular component: early endosome; extracellular region; recycling endosome. Lineage: Eukaryota; Metazoa; Nemertea; Pilidiophora; Heteronemertea; Lineidae. The record is from RefSeq and is a predicted model, not a curated record. Gene Ontology annotation, biological process: iron ion transport.
AAGGCCACAGUUGUUAAACAAGGCCGCCUUGAUUUUGAAUUCUCUUUCAACAGCCGAUUUCCGUCCUUAUAAUUCUCACACAUGUGUUAUUUUUGAUCGAUCUCAAAAUGUGGUAUAUUCCAAUCUGUGUGAUUGUCUUGGUGGGGCAAUCGCUCGCCCAGUUGCCGCCCAUAGACCAGUCCAAGAAAGAGGUUCGUUUCUGUGUGAUCAACGAUGCCGAACUGAAGAAGUGUGAGGCAAUGAAAAAGGCCGUUGCAGCUGAAGCUUGGGCUAAAGAUAAAUACGAGGUUGUCUGCAUCAGUGGUCCAGCUAUCACUGACAAGUUCAAAUGUAUGGAGUUGAUUGAGUUCCAAGAUGCAGAUGUCAUGACGGUAGACUCAGGGGAACUUGUGCUGGCUGGAAGAAGAUUUCGUCUUGUUCCGAUUGUAGGAGAACAGUAUGGCACCAAAAGUGACUACUAUUCAGUGGUAGUUUUAAAAGCUACAGAUAUAUUGAUGACUGCUGACUACACCGGUCGCCAGUAUGAACGACUCCAAGAUUUACAGGGCAAGAGGGUUUGCUCACCAGGCAUGGGGACAGCAGCUGGAUGGGUUCUACCCAUCUCCAAAAUGUUCGAGCAAGGUUUCAUCAAAGUUACACGUUGUAAUGUCCAUGUACAACAGGUGUCCAAAUUCUUUGGUGAGAUGUGCAUCCCCUCUGCGCUGAUUGCAUACUACAAUCCUUACGGUAUCAACCCGAUGAAGGUCUGUGACCUGUGUAAUAAGAAGAUCUGUGACACCAACGACUUGUACUCUGGGUUCGAUGGUGCCUUUGACUGUCUUCAGAAGGGGGUUGGGCAGGUGGCCUUCUUGAAAGAUUCCACCGUCCGCAUGGCAUUGGGCAACGACUCAAGUGAGACGCUGAAUGACUACCGCCUUCUCUGCAGCGACGGGAGUGUUGCAACCAUGGAAAAUUACAUGGCAUGUAACUGGGGCAGGGUCAAAAGCAAUGCAGUCGUCGGUUAUGGCAAAGCUGACCACUUGAACAAACUCAAAAUGUUCUUCAAGGAGCUGAGCCGUGCGUUCUCCGCACCAGCCACAACCAGUGAUGGCUUCUCGUUAUUUGACUCCUCCCCCUAUGGUGGCCACAGCAUCCUCUUCUCAGAUGACGCCACAGACCUGAUCGACGUUGGUUCAAGAGACACUUAUCACAAAUAUGUCAGUGAUGAUUACAUGAAACGCCUCAACUCUCUUGAAAUCUGUCCCGUCAAAUCCGUCCGAUGGUGCACAACCUCUGAGGACGAGAUCAACAAGUGCUCAGCGAUGGUUCUGGGCAUCCAAAGCAAGAGUCUGAAACCCGAUCUUCGCUGUGUGAUGGGGAAGAAUGCUCUCGACUGUAUGCAAAAAAUUCAAGAUGGCGAUGCUGAUUUGAUCAAUCUCGAUGCGGCAGAUACUUACGUGGCCGGAAGAUACUAUGGACUUGUGCCAAUAGCAGCAGAAGAUUAUGGUGACGACACCAUGUCUUACUAUGCUGUGGCAGUUGCCAAGAAGUCAACUCCUGAAAUCACUAUUUUCAACCUAAAAGCAAAGCGAGCGUGUUUCUCUGGAGUGAACAUGGCCGCUGGUUGGGUGAUUCCGGUGUUCACCCUGAUCGAGACUCAGCAGAUUUUGCCAGAAACAUGCAAGCUCUAUGAUGCCAUGAGUGAAUUCUUCUUCAGAGCUUGUGCCCCUGGUAUAUUGGAGAAACAGUAUAAUCCAAGACAGGUUGGUCUGAACAUGUGUGAGGCCUGUGCUGCUGGUAGUUCAGAUAAAUGUAAGAGAACCAGUCGUGAACAAUACUUUAGUGACAGUGGCUCCUUCCGUUGCCUUGUUGAAGGUGGUGGGGAAAUUGCUUUCACACGAUCACUGGCCGUCCGGGACAACACAGAUGGGCGUAAUCAGGAUAUUUGGGCCAGGAACCGUCGCUCCGAUGACUACGAGCUGUUGUGCAGGAAUGGUCACAGGAUGGGCAUAGACCAGUGGAAAGACUGCAACUUGGCAAAGUUGCGGUCUCCAGCGAUUGUCACUGCAGGUUAUAAAUCUGAAGAAGACCGUGAGAUAAUGUGGGAACUCUUGGACUAUGCUCAGAAUUACUUCUCUGGAGAUGCAAAUGACCAAUUUACGAUGUUCGAUUCCGGUUUGAACAAGCACGAUUUGAUGUUUUCUGACUCCGCCGUGAAAUUACUCAAGAUCCCCAAGGAGGAACAAAACUACAAAAAGUGGCUGGGCGAUUACUUUGACCGUCUCAUGCAGAUGCUGCAUAGAUACCAGUGUGGUUCUGUCACAGAUAGUUCACCUGCAUCAUCUACUAACACUUCCUUGGUCAAAUAUUUUGUCACAUUAAUAGCCAUUUUAACUUCAACAGCUUUGUUACUUUAAUUGACUCAUUUUCAUCCAUCCUGCCAUGAAUGUAUAAAAUGUGUGUGUGCUUAUAGGAAUUCUGAACGUUAAAAUGUCCGGACCAUAAAAUGUUAAGCAUUGGUUGUUAGUUGUUUUAUGAAAUUCAAUUGGGCCUGGGGACAAUUUCCCAGGAAAUAGGCCCUCAUGGGAUGGAAACAUGACAUGUGUUCAGAAUUCCUUCUCUGCAAUAUCGUAGUUUAAAACUUCUUGCUCUUAUAUGUAUAUUACUACAUGUACAUAUCUCUUAACUUUGAUACUAUAAAGUUGCACUAGAUUAUCACAAAAUGCUAUAGAAAAACGUAUGUUCAGUCCAGGUAUUGCGCAUAAAACUCCCAUCUUAUAUUUAUUUUAUGAUUGAUACUUUAUAUGAUAAUGAGACAUCACUUUUGUAUCUGUACAUAUCAUUUGAGCACUUUUAUCUGUAUAUUUCUGAUCAUGUCCAAAACUUUUUACUUCCGUAGUGUUUCUGAUCAGUUUUUUGGCUCAGAUGCAAACCAUAUCAUAAUGAACUAAAUCCAAAAGACUAGUUGUUUAUUUUUACUACGGUACUACUGAAAACUGCCUAAUUAUCAUCCUCUAUUUUUGCAAUUUUUAAAAAUUUCUUCAAAAAAAUAAAAUGUUCACCCAAGAUUACAGUUCUUUUCCCCCAUUUUUUGGGGUGAACACAGGAGUACCGAAGGUUUUUCCUGAAAUCUGUGAAAACAUGGAAAAUAAAAUUCUCGCUGAAAGUUAGGCAGAUUACACCAUUUGUAACUUGAAAUGUAAAUAAUGUAUAUUUUAACAUAGAUAGACACAGUGUAGGUGAUGUUUUGUAUAAUAUAACAUAGAUAGACACAGUGCAGGUGAUGUUUUGUAUAUUUUUGAUCGAAAUUGAUUGCGUCCAUUUUUUCUUAGAAUCAUAUUCCAUCCCAGGUUGUGUUGGUGAGGGGUUAAGAUAGUUGUUACAUUCAAAUACAUUCCAUCCUCAGUUGUGUUGCUAAGAGGAUACAUGUACAUGUAAUGGUUACAUUCCAUCCUAGGUUGUGUUGCUAAGAGGAUACAUGUACAUGUAAUGGUUACAUUCCAUCCUCAGUUGUCUGGCUGAAGGGAUUACUGAUUACAUUCCAUCCUAAGGUGUGUUAAUUGGCGGUUAAUUUCUAAUUUUGCUUGGGAACGUUUUGAUUGGAAUCAAAAAGACCUUGUGCCUAAUUCCAUCCUUUUCUUUGAUAUUCGAAAAUAAUAUUAGAUGAGUGGAACUUGAGUAUAUGAUAGAAAUGCAGUGUUGAUGUUAUUAUUACUUCACAAAUUUAUACACGAUAUCCAGACUACCCCCAGGCUGACUGCCAUGUUUCGGUGAUUUGACUGGAUAAUUUCCACGCAAGGUCUCUUGUCUGGCAUCAUUGAUGCAUUCCUGACGUCAUCUGACCAUAAUAUCCUGGGAAUUUUGUAUUUCCAAUUCAGUCUUCUCAGUAAGAUGACGUUCUGAUUUAAUUGUUCAUUUACAAAUUCAUUGAUUGAAUGUAACCCUGAAUGGAUCAAGUAUUAAUUUUUACUACCUGAUGGAUGUAUAGACAUUUUAUAGACUUCAAAUCAUGCUUUGUGUAAAACACUUUUAUAAUGGUCCAUUUAUUUGAAAUUGUAUUAUGGAUGAAAAUUAAAUAUUUCUAUAUACGAAA